UCUCUCUCUCUCUCCUUCUCCUUCAUAAGACCUCUCCUUCUUCCCUCUCUCUCUCUGUUUCUCUCCGUCUCUGUCUCUCCAUCUUCUACUCCCUCGUUCAAUUUGUAACUAACAAGACCCAGAAGGAAACCAAAAAAAAAAUGGUGAAGAUAUGCUGCAUCGGCGCUGGCUACGUUGGCGGACCAACCAUGGCCGUGAUAGCUCAUAAGUGCCCCGAUAUCGAAGUAGUCGUAGUGGACAUCUCCGAGCCAAGAAUCAGUGCCUGGAACAGCGACCACCUCCCGAUCUACGAGCCCGGUCUCGAUGACGUGGUGAAGAAAUGCAAAGGCAAGAACCUCUUCUUCAGCACAGAAGUGGAGAAACAUGUCUCCGAGGCAGAUAUCGUGUUUGUCUCCGUCAAUACUCCGACCAAAACACAAGGUCUCGGAGCAGGAAAAGCCGCCGAUCUCACUUACUGGGAGAGUGCUGCUCGUAUGAUUGCUGAUGUCUCGAAAUCCAGCAAAAUCGUCGUCGAGAAAUCCACGGUCCCCGUGAAAACAGCCGAGGCGAUUGAGAAGAUCUUGACCCACAACAGCAAAGGCAUAAACUUUCAGAUCCUCUCAAACCCGGAAUUUCUCGCCGAGGGAACUGCUAUCGAGGAUCUUUUUAACCCGGACCGUGUCCUGAUCGGUGGAAGGGAUACACCAGAAGGGCACAAGGCCAUCGAGGCAUUGAAAGAGGUUUAUGCUCAUUGGGUUCCCGUGGAACGGAUCAUUUGCACCAACCUCUGGUCAGCCGAGCUCUCCAAGCUUGCGGCCAAUGCAUUCUUGGCCCAGAGGAUCUCGUCUGUCAACGCCAUGUCAGCGCUGUGCGAGGCAACAGGUGCUGAUGUUACACAAGUGUCACAUGCUGUCGGUAAGGACACGAGAAUCGGACCCAAGUUCUUGAACGCCAGUGUCGGUUUUGGUGGCUCUUGUUUCCAAAAGGAUAUCCUGAAUCUUGUCUAUAUCUGCGAGUGCAACGGCUUGCCAGAGGUGGCUAACUACUGGAAGCAAGUCAUAAAGGUGAACGAUUACCAGAAGAUCCGUUUCGCGAACCGGGUCGUGUCCUCGAUGUUCAACACCGUCUCCGGAAAGAAGAUCGCCAUCCUGGGGUUUGCGUUCAAGAAAGACACUGGCGACACCAGAGAGACACCCGCCAUUGAUGUCUGCAACAGCUUAGUUGCCGACAGGGCCAAGCUGAGCAUUUACGAUCCUCAGGUUUCGGAAGAACAGAUCAAGAAAGAUCUCAGUAUGGCCAAGUUCGAUUGGGAUCAUCCUGUUCAUCUUCAGCACACGAACCGCGACGCAAUCUCAGAACAAGUCACCGUAAUCUCAGAUGCUUACGAGGCAACGAAAGAUGCUCAUGGAAUCUGUGUCUUAACCGAGUGGGACGAGUUCAAAUCGUUGGAUUUUCAGAAGAUCUUCGACAAUAUGCAGAAACCCGCGUUCGUGUUCGAUGGCAGGAACAUUGUGGACGUGCAGACGUUGAGGAAGAUCGGCUUUAUCGUCUAUUCGAUCGGUAAGCCACUGGAUUCAUGGCUCAAGGACAUGCCUGCAGUUGCUUAAAAGGCUUUACAAGAUGUUUCCGACAUCGAGCUAUUUAUCAUGUCCUUCCGUAUAUUUUUUGUGUAUUAUCUGAAUUUUGAAGUGUCUGAAUGCCCUUUUCAGCUGGAAGAGUGUAUCUGAUUUUGUUCAUUUGUUUUGUUUUCUUUUCGGUAAUAAACGCAUACAAAUGCAUGCAUCGGAUUA
Molecule: messenger RNA, 1769 nt
Organism: Tarenaya hassleriana
Lineage: Eukaryota; Viridiplantae; Streptophyta; Magnoliopsida; Brassicales; Cleomaceae
Product: UDP-glucose 6-dehydrogenase 1
Exons: 2
Coding region: 141-1586 (481 amino acids)
Biological process (GO): glycosaminoglycan biosynthetic process
Cellular component (GO): cytosol; nucleus
Molecular function (GO): UDP-glucose 6-dehydrogenase activity; NAD binding
Source: RefSeq, a predicted model, not a curated record